Molecule: messenger RNA, 1110 nt
Organism: Leptosia nina
Lineage: Eukaryota; Metazoa; Arthropoda; Insecta; Lepidoptera; Pieridae
Source: the annotation of a GenBank genome assembly
AUGGAAGAUAUGUCUGCGGUUAAAAGCCCCGAUUAUGCCUGUCCAAAGUUGGAAAAUGUUCAGCUUGUAGUUAACCGUAAUGAGACAGAUAACAAUGAAGAUGUUAAACAGAAGAGCUUCGAUUUUCAGAUGAUCAUGGAACCGGACCUAGAAGAAGAACCUACUGAGGAAGACCAUGCAUUUGCAUUUGAAACAGACCACUUAGCGUUAAGAGGAAAUAAGGACUACAGUGAACUUUUAAAGUAUAUUAUAAAAUUGGAAACUCAAAAAGCACAGGCAUUGCAACAUAUUGAAGAAUUAAAUGAAGCUAAGAAUAAAGCAAUAGAGGAGCCCUUAGAAUUUAUUGAAAAGUUGAAAAAUGGUAGUUUAAGCUUUCCUCCGAGACAAACAAUAUCUGAUAUACCUAAAAUUGAAUGGGAGACAUAUGGAAUUGAUUUGAUGGCUCAAAAUCAGAAAGACAAUAAAGUGUUAGGAGAUACUGAAGCUGGACUGAAAGUGAGGGGGCGAACUUUCACAGAGAAUAAACCAGAAACAUUUAACCAACUUUGGUCAUUCGAGGAGCAGAAGCGACUGGAAGAGUUACUUGAAAUAUACCCAGAAGAACCUAUAGAGGCGAGACGUUAUAAAAAAAUAGCUGAAGCUCUUGGCACAAGAACUCCAAUUCAGGUUAUGAGUCGUGUACAAAAGUACUUUAAUAAACUUGCAAAAGCCGGCUUACCAAUACCAGGACGGGCGCCGAAACAAAAUAGAAUUCCCAGGGACAAAAAACAUGUGCUGUACAAGAAAUCUACAUUCUUCCCAAGAUUACAAGUUCCAGUUAAAAUGGAUGAUCCUAACGACGAAGGUAUAGAGGAAUUGGAAUCGCAAAGCUUAGAAUCUAAGAAUGGAAAUAGAUGUAUUUUGGAUUUGUUGAGAGCAGCCAAAGCUCAGAGGAUAUUGGAUGAGUCAUCACCAGUCUAUCAAAUGAAGACUAUGUGUGUGGGGUGCAGAAAGGUCGGUUUUCUUGGUGCAAGAUGGACAGAUAAUGCUGGAACUGAUUAUUGUACAGAUUGCUUAGUGCAGCUAAUGCCGAGUGAGAAACUGACACCAGUUCGAUUACCAAUACCUUAG